UGUUUCUUUGGGUGUGCCUCUCAAGCUUUGUCUGCGGGUUUCGAAGAAGCGAAGAACAUGGCAAUGGCACAGUUGUGCGGCGGAAUAGCGAGAAGGGUGAUGGCAACGGAGGGAGCUGCGCUAUCGGCAGCAGCAACGUCGCUGCCAGUGCUGUGUGGUCGAGGGGACAAGAAGACGAAGAGAGGGAAGCGGUUCAAGGGGUCGUACGGCAACGCAAGACCCAAAAAGGAGAAGAAGAUCGAGAGGAUCAAGGACAAGGUCGAGGUCCCCAGGUCCACUCCUUGGCCUCUCCCUUUCAAGCUCAUCUAAUUUUUUUCAAUGUCACCCCCUGAAUAUCUCUAUAGCUGCAUGGGCUUUUUCUCUGCUGUGUGUUUGUAGGGGUUGGAGUUUUUGUUUUGUGCACCUGAGCAGAAGCUGUACCUGUACAUUUCCUUCUAAUUCUGAAUAAAUAUUUUUCUACCCAGA
Molecule: messenger RNA, 465 nt
Organism: Telopea speciosissima
Lineage: Eukaryota; Viridiplantae; Streptophyta; Magnoliopsida; Proteales; Proteaceae
Product: 30S ribosomal protein S31, mitochondrial-like
Exons: 1
Coding region: 58-309 (83 amino acids)
Biological process (GO): plastid translation
Cellular component (GO): ribosome; plastid
Source: RefSeq, a predicted model, not a curated record